CUCGGUAGAAUCUUGAAAUGGGUCCAGACUCAAGACCACAAAUUGGAGAUCCAUUCCUGAACAAAGUUUCGUCUUUUUAGUUUUUUGGUGUUUCAGAAACCCUAACCAGGGGGAGAUCUCCAGCUUCAACAUCUCAAGUUCCGCAUCCAGGAGCUAGGGCAAUGAACCACAUCAAAUCAUUGAGAGGUAUCAUGAUUACUAAGGAGGCAGUUAGGACAGUGGACCAACGAACAUUUGCUACUGGGACUGGCAAAGCAAAAAAGGGUGCCAAAGGGGGGGCAGCAGCUGAUGCUCCAAAAUCAACACUUAACAAAGAAAUUAAAUCUACUACUGUAGUCGGUGCCAAUAUUCUCAAGGAUGGAGCAGAUCCCAAGAUCUUGCCUGAUUCUGAAUACCCUGAUUGGCUGUGGCAUCUGCUUGAUAAACGUCCUGCACUGAGUGCACUAAGAAGGGAAAAAAUUGAAACUCUCCCCUAUGAAGAUCUCAAACGCUUUGUCAAGUUGGACAACCGUGCAAGAAUCAAGGAAAAUAACUCUGUUAAGGCCAAGAAUUGACAUAAAGCAAUUUGUAAGGGGCAUUGUCUUUUACUCUUUGUUAAGUACAAGUGAUCUUAUUUGUCUAGGGUCCUUUAUGUGACUGAGUAGCAUUGUCAAAUGAUAAAUGGAAUUCCAAGGAAUACAGAAAUGUUUUGGUAUA
Hevea brasiliensis (rubber tree) is the source of this 696-nucleotide messenger RNA. RefSeq names its product 54S ribosomal protein L37, mitochondrial. Gene Ontology annotation, molecular function: structural constituent of ribosome. NCBI's taxonomy places the organism in Eukaryota, Viridiplantae, Streptophyta, Magnoliopsida, Malpighiales, Euphorbiaceae. The record is from RefSeq and is a predicted model, not a curated record. Gene Ontology annotation, cellular component: mitochondrial large ribosomal subunit. Bases 162 to 554 code for a protein of 130 amino acids. The transcript has 2 exons.